AUGGGCUGGAAGCGCCGCUGCUGCUGGGGAGGCGGAGGCGGCGGGGACCUUCUCUGCCGGCUCACCCUGCUGCUGGGGUUCCUGCUGCCCGCCUGCAGGACGCGCCUGUACACCAACCACUGGGCUGUGCGGAUAACUGGGGGGCUCCCGGAGGCCAACCGUAUAGCUAGCAAAUACGGAUACGUCAAUAUAGGACAGAUUGGAACACUGAAGGAUUACUACCACUUCUACCAUAGUAAAACAAUUAAAAGGUCAGUUCUCUCAAGUAGAGGUACCCACAGCUUCAUUUCAAUGGAACCAAAGGUGGAGUGGAUACAACAACAGGUGGUUAAAAGAAGGAUAAAGAGGGAUUAUAAACCUGGUGGUACCCAAUCCACUUAUUUCAAUGAUCCCAAGUGGCCAAGCAUGUGGUACAUGCACUGCAGUGAUAACACUCACCAUUGCCAAUCAGAUAUGAAUAUAGUAGGUGCUUGGAAGAGAGGUUACACUGGAAAGAACGUUGUGGUCACCAUCCUGGAUGACGGCAUCGAAAGAAACCAUCCAGACUUGAUGCAGAAUUACGAUUCACAAGCCAGUUUUGAUGUCAAUGGAAAUGAUUUUGACCCUAUGCCUCGAUAUGAUGCCAGCAACGAGAACAAGCAUGGAACCCGUUGUGCUGGAGAAGUGGCAGCCACGGCAAACAACUCACACUGCACAGUAGGAAUCGCCUUUAAUGCCAAGAUUGGAGGUGUACGGAUGCUGGAUGGAGACGUGACAGACAUGGUAGAAGCAAAGUCUCUAAGCCUUAAUCCCCAGCACAUCCACAUCUACAGUGCCAGCUGGGGGCCUGAUGACGACGGUAAGACUGUGGACGGACCUGCUUCUUUAGCACGUCAGGCCUUUGAGAACGGCAUCAGAAUGGGACGAAGAGGCUUAGGUUCAGUCUUUGUCUGGGCAUCUGGAAAUGGUGGAAGGAGUCGAGACCACUGCUCCUGUGAUGGGUACACCAAUAGCAUCUACACUAUCUCCAUAAGCAGCACAGCUGAAAGUGGGAAGAAGCCGUGGUAUCUGGAAGAAUGUGCAUCCACACUAGCUACAACGUACAGCAGCGGGGAAUCCUACGACAGGAAAAUUAUCACCACAGACCUGAGGCAGCGUUGCACAGACAGCCAUACUGGAACCUCAGCCUCUGCACCUAUGGCUGCAGGCAUCAUUGCACUGGCACUGGAAGCAAAUCCAUUUCUGACCUGGAGAGACAUACAGCAUAUUAUUGUCAGGACUUCACGUGCAGGACAUCUGAAUGCUAACGACUGGAAAACCAAUGCCGCUGGUUAUAAGGUGAGCCACCUCUAUGGAUUUGGACUGAUGGAUGCUGAAGCGAUGGUGAUAGAAGCAGAAAAGUGGACAACGGUCCCUCCACAGCACAUGUGUGUGGAGAACACGGAUCGGCAAAUCAAAACAAUACGACCUGACAGUGUUGUCCGUUCAAUUUACAAAGCCACUGGCUGUUCAGAUAAUCCUAACCACCAUGUGAUCUACUUGGAGCAUGUCGUUGUGCGCAUCACUAUUACUCACCCUCGACGUGGAGACUUGGCAAUUUACCUAACCUCUCCUUCUGGAACUAGGUCACAGCUCUUGGCCAACAGGCUAUUUGAUCAUUCCAUGGAAGGAUUCAAAAACUGGGAGUUUAUGACUACUCACUGCUGGAGUGAAAAAGCAGCAGGAGACUGGAUCUUGGAAAUCUGUGACACUCCAUCUCAGCUGAGAAAUUUCAAGACUCCAGGCAAAUUGAAAGAGUGGUCCUUAGUCCUGUAUGGAACAUCCAUCCAGCCUUACUCACCAAGAAAUGAUUUUCCAAAAGUGGAAAGAGUGCGCUCUAGUCCAGUUGAAGACCCUACAGAAGAUUAUGGAACAGAUGACUAUUCAGGUCCCUGCAAUGCAGAAUGCAGUAAAGUAGGGUGUGAUGGGCCAGGACCAGAUCAUUGUACUGACUGUCUGCACUACUACUACAAAUCUAAGAACAACACACGGAUCUGUGUUUCGACCUGCCCACCUGGUCACUACAAUGCAGACAAGAAACGCUGUAAAAAAUGCUCACCCAAUUGUGAAACCUGUGUUGGAGGCCAUAGUGACCAGUGCAUGACCUGUAAAUCUGGCUACUACCUGAAUGAAGUAACCAAUAGCUGUAUGACCAACUGCCCUGAUGGGUUUUACCUGGAUAAGAAUAAGAUCAUUUGCCGAAAAUGUAGUGAAAACUGUAAGACAUGUGUUGAAUUCCAAAUCUGCACAGAAUGCAAACAUGGCCUAAGUUUGCAUGGCACUAAAUGUGCUAUCCGCUGUGAAGAAGGAAAAUACCAUAAUGGUAGAGAAUGUGAACCAUGUCACCGUUCCUGUGCAACAUGUGCAGGUGCUGGAGUAGAUGCCUGUAUAAACUGCACACAGGGUUACUUUAUGGAAGACGGAAGAUGUGUACAGUCCUGUAGUAGUGGUUAUUACCUUGAUCACUCUACUGAAAGUGGAUACAAAAGCUGCAAAAGGUGCGAUGCCAGCUGUUUGGAUUGCAGUGGGCAAGGAGACAGAAACUGUACAAGCUGUCCAAGCGGCUAUAACCUAGACACUGGUGUCUGUGUAGUGGGAACAGUCUGCAAGGAUGGGGAAUAUCUUGAUGAUUCCCAAGAAUGUCAGUUGUGUGAAGCAUCCUGUCAGAAGUGCAUUGGACCUGAGCCAGACAACUGCAUCAGCUGCCCGCUCACAAGAGUCUUUGAUGAUGGUUGCUGUGUUAUGCAAUGCCCCAGAGGAAAGUUUGAAUUCAGAGGACAAUGCCAUUUGUGCCAUCAUACCUGCCUGGACUGCAGUGGAAGUGAACCUAACAAAUGCACCGCUUGUGGAACAGAUAGAAGAGGGAUUGAGCGUUUCCUGUAUCAUGGCGAGUGCAGAGAGAGCUGUCUUCCAGGUCACUACCAUUCAGAGAACACCUGCAUGCCUUGCUCUGGCCACUGUGAGGUGUGCCUGAACUCCAGCCACUGCAAAAGAUGUUUCAGAGGCUACUACCUUACUCAAAACAUAUGUCAGAAACAUAGUUGUAGAGAAGGUGAAGUGGAAGAUCCUGAUUCUGAAGAUUGCAUACCUUGCUUAGAUGGAUGCCAGAACUGCAAACUGGAUGACCCAAGAAUCUGUAUAACAUGCAUUCAGAACUAUUAUAUGUAUAAGCAGCAUUGCUAUAAAUACUGCCCAGAAAACACCUACAGAGAUGAAAGUUUUCUGCAGUGUAGAGAGUGUCCUAGCAAUUGUGAUAGCUGUGACAAGGAUAAAUGUGACUCGUGUAAGGAAGGCUUUUAUCUCUCAGGUGGCACAUGUGUGAGUGAGUGUGGAGAUGGCUUCUUUACUGAUGACAUCUCUAGAGAAUGCGAACCUUGCCACAGGAGCUGUGCAACAUGUGUUGGGUACAGCUACGAGAACUGUACUGGGUGCAAAAACAGUUUCCAACUAUCUCGUGGGCAGUGUGUGAAUCCAAGAAAUUCUCCGCCCAAUGGGAAGUUCUGGAGUGAGGCAAAAAAAAAAUUGCAGUCCUGUGACCCUUCAUGUAGGACCUGUGAGAAAUCUGCUGACAUAUGUACUUCAUGUCCAGAAGGAAAAUUUCUUAUCCAUGACACCUGUGUUCCUCUGUGCCCUCAAAAAACUUUUGGCAAUGUUGCAAGUGGAAAGUGCGAGAAGUGCAUGGAUGGUUGUGAGGUGUGCUCCGACUACUGGCAUUGUCAGCAGUGUCAGGCUGAACAGGAGCAGCAGCUCUUCCUCCACAAAGGCAGAUGUUUACAGGAAUGCCCUGAGGGAUAUUUCAAUGAUUCUGAGACUUGCAAGGAAUGCAGUGGAUCCUGUAAGACAUGCAUGGGAAGUGCAACCAAAUGCCUGUCCUGUAAAAGUCCUUUGCUUCUGGAACAGUGGAAAUGUAAACCUACCUGUUCAGAAAAGCAUUUUGCCUCUGAAGGAAUCUGCAAACACUGCCCUGAAAUGUGUCAAGAGUGCAUUCACAAUGAAACAUGCAAAGAGUGCAUGGACGAGUUCUUCUUGCACGAGGGGAAGUGUGUGCAGAACUGCCCUUCUCAGUUCUAUGCUGAAGACAAGCACUGCUUUCCCUGCCAUGCAGACUGCAAGGAUUGUGACGGACCGGACUCGGAUGACUGCACUGAGUGUGCCAUCAGCUUCUUUGUCCUCUACAGUGGCAUGUGUUUUGAAGAGUGUCCUGAGGGGACUUACUAUGAAGAAGCCACUGAAGACUGCCAAGCAUGCAAUAGGACAUGCCAGACUUGUUCUUCUUCCACUACCUGCCUUACUUGCAGAAAUGGCCUGAUGCUGAACCAUGAUGGGCACUGUGUGGCGUCUGGAUACUGCUCUCGCACUGAGUACUAUGUUGAGAAAACUCAGACCUGCAAACCGUGUCAUAAGAAAUGCUUCCACUGCUCAGGACCCACUGAACACCAGUGUUUUAGCUGUGCCAAUAACCACUAUCUUUUCAAUACAACCUGUGUUGAAACGUGCCCCGAAGGGUAUUAUGUUGACAGCGAUGAGCAACAAUGUUCCCCAUGCCACAGCGCCUGUGUCACUUGCACUGGAAAACACAGCUCACAGUGCCUUUCCUGCAAACCAGGCUGGUACAGACAAGGAAAAGGAUGUGUUAAGCAGUGUCCAGCAGGGUAUUUUGCACAAAACUCCACUGGAUCAUGUGAGAGAUGCCACAAGGGCUGUAAGGAGUGUAUGGGGCCUCAACCCACAGACUGCCUUCUCUGUGAUACAUACUUCUACCUACUGCGCUCCAAGAACGAAUGUGUUAGCUCGUGUCCUGAGUAUUACUAUGAAAGCAAGGACAACAACAUCUGUGAAAGAUGCCACCCUUCCUGCCGAACUUGUGAAGGGAAGGGAGCAUUCAGCUGCACAUCUUGUGUAUGGAGCUACAGUUUAUUAAGUGGAAUGUGCAACUCAGACUGUUUUGUAGGUGAAUACAAAGUCCAGGAGACACAAGGACAAGAGGAGGAUGAGCCCAAGUGUGAGAGAUGUGACAGCUCGUGCACUGAGUGCAAGGGACCUGGGCCUCUCAACUGCACGAUCUGUCCAGCCAGCAUGCAGAUCGACCUGGAGCAAAGCCGCUGCCUGCCCUGCUGCAGUGACUCUGACCUGGCAGGCACCCCAGAGUGCUGUGACUGCAGUGAAACACAAGAUGACUGUGUAUUACGGACCACUCUACCAACCAAGAGCAAAAGCAAAACUGCUUUCUUUGUUAUUACCUGUGUUUUGCUUCUCCUUGUCAUUGGAGCCAUUGUAUUCAUCUGGAGAAAAUCACGAGCCAAAACCCAGGCUGUCAACAAAGGUGGGUAUGAGAAGCUGACAAAUCACUCCAAAACCUUUCCUUCCUAUGUGGGCAACUACCAUGAGAGUCCCAGUUACCAGGAAGAUCAAGUGAUUGAGUAUAGAGAUCGAGAUAAUGAAGAUGAUGAUGAAGAAGAGGACAUUGUAUAUAUGGGCCAGGAUGGCACAGUCUAUCGCAAAUUUAGAUACGGACUUUUGGAGGAUGACGAGGAAGAUGAGCUUGAAUACGAUGAUGAAAGUUAUUCAUUUAGAUAA
Molecule: messenger RNA, 5595 nt
Organism: Gavia stellata (red-throated loon)
Lineage: Eukaryota; Metazoa; Chordata; Aves; Gaviiformes; Gaviidae
Gene: PCSK5
Product: proprotein convertase subtilisin/kexin type 5
Exons: 37
Coding region: 1-5595 (1864 amino acids)
Biological process (GO): peptide hormone processing
Cellular component (GO): trans-Golgi network; Golgi membrane
Molecular function (GO): serine-type endopeptidase activity
Source: RefSeq, a predicted model, not a curated record